Messenger RNA from Protopterus annectens (West African lungfish), 3605 nucleotides. It is a transcript of the gene IL7R, whose product is annotated as interleukin 7 receptor. The coding region runs from base 64 to 1485 and encodes 473 amino acids. The record is from RefSeq and is a predicted model, not a curated record. Gene Ontology annotation, biological process: cytokine-mediated signaling pathway; positive regulation of receptor signaling pathway via JAK-STAT; hemopoiesis. Gene Ontology annotation, cellular component: membrane; external side of plasma membrane. The transcript has 8 exons. NCBI's taxonomy places the organism in Eukaryota, Metazoa, Chordata, Ceratodontiformes, Protopteridae. Gene Ontology annotation, molecular function: cytokine receptor activity; protein binding.
AGUUUCUUCUCUCUUGACAGACAGGAACAUAAUCAGUUUCCUUUCCCACUUUUGACUCUUACAAUGACUUAUGCUAUGAGACAAAUUAGCAUUUUGCUUGUUUUAUACCACUCUUCUUACCAGCAAAGUGGAUCUUCCGAAAACGAUCCUACUGAUGAUGAAGAAUUUGACUGUGAAUCCUUACACUGUUUUUCUCAGCUAGGAGAAAAUGGAUUGAUGCCAAAUCAUACUCUGUCAUGCCAAAUGUCUGAAAACAUAUCCACAAACCAGAAGCUUUUUUUGUGUAGUGAAGACGAAGAAGAAGAAGAAGAAGACAAAUGUUCUAAGAUGGUCUUUAAGAAACAUCGAUGGUCUAAGACUAAACCAUUUAAUAUUAUAACUAACUAUAUCAUCAAGCAAUUAAAUCAGAACAGCAACCAAUUUUGCAAAUAUGAUCUCAGAAAAAUUGUUAAGCCAGACCCUCCUUUUGAUGUAAAUGUCACUUACCAGGAAGACGCUGAAGAGUUUCUUGUUCGUUUUAAAAUCCAAAAAAUUAUGAAUCCAAAUGACAACUUAUUUCAUGAAGUUGUUUAUCAAUGCAAGGGUUCAGAAAUGAAGAAUAUAAGCAACCUGAAAAUUGAACAGCUGAAGUUACUAGGGAAAGACCUACAACCAAACUGCAACUACAAACUGAAGGUUCGCACCAUUCCAAAUGGGGAUUAUUUUAGUGGAUUCUGGAGUGAGUGGAGCCCUGAGGUGAAUUUUUCAACUCCAUCAGCAAAAGGUAACUAUAUUUGGAAUGAUGCACUGCUACCUGUCAGUGUUUCUACUAGUGCCUGCGUCAUUUUUGUUAUUAUUAUUCUGAUCUACAUUUACUGGGACAAUAGAAUCAAGCCCUGCAUUUGGCCUAAUAUUCCCACUCCUAAAGGCACUCUGGAGCAGUUGUAUAGGAAACCAAUAAAGGAGGCAUGUAUAAAUUUCACUGAUGAAUGCUUCAUAGAUACUACUAUUGACAGAGUAGAAAAGAUAGGAACGGAAGAAGUUAUGACUCGUCUUCUUAAUCCUUCAGCUACAGAGGACACUGGCCUGGAGGUCAGUCAUGACAAGGAAAAAGCAAAGGAGUAUUGUCAUCAGAUGAACUGUGAUGCUACAUUCAAGACUGUUUCAGUAACACUAGAUACCCAGGAGACACUUCAUACAUCUGACAAUUUCGCCAAGAGCAAGGAAAACGUUAGUCAUGAGGUGAACAGCAAACUAUCCCAUGGAAUAAAAAGAAAUAGUGCAGGUGAUAGCAAGCCAAGUGGCAGUCCCCAGAUGACGUUCCCUUCAGAAGACAACUCUGCUAUAUGUUCUCAGCAAUUAUCUGGAAAUCAAAGUCAAACUGAAGAAGAUGUUCCAGCUGACAACCUAUCAGCCCUUCCAGAAGUUUCUAUAAACAAUGUUACACACACCACUGUCCAUGAUGAAGCUUAUGUUACUAUGUCAAGUUUUUACAAAACCCAGUAAAGCUGCAAAAAUUCAUUUUCAGAAAUUACCUCUGUGCUUAAGAGUCAUAAUAUACUCAUUUUAGAAUACUGGAAGUUCAGCUGUCAAUGUGAUUUAUCUGAAUUUGCUGACAGGACUAACAGAAUGUACUUCUCAGAAUCAUUUUUAUCAGACAGCCAGAACAUUAGAGGGUUGAUGUCACUAUUCUACUCCAGUAAGAGAAACAUUUUACAGAAGAUAACAUAGCUGCAUAAAAUAAACAUUAUUCUGUUUGAAAACAAAGCUGCAUGAAAAUAAACAUUAUCCUGUUGGAAAACAAAGCUGCAUACAAAUAAACAUUAUCCUGAUGGAAAACAUAGCUGCAUAAAAAUAAACAUUAUCCUGUUGGAAAACUUCAUACUAAAUCAGCUGCUAAACUCGGUCAUUUUCAAUACUUGGGUGAACUCAGGAUUAUAAAAUGAAAUGGAAAUGAUGUUAUGUAUUAUUCUGUCUUAAUGAAAAUAAUGUAAUUGUGGAAUGUGUAGCAAAGCAAAAAUUGUGAUGUAUAAGUCAUAUUAGAUUGUGAAUAUUAUUUUUGACUAGUUUCAUCUAUUAAUCAAAAAGAUUUAAUGGACACCAUUGUCCUUUUCCUAGGUUACCUGGUGAGCUUUUAGAAACCAUGCCUCUCAAAGUGUUUUCUAUGAUAUUUUUUUAACAUUUUUAAUUGCAGAAAAAUGGAAAGUCUGUGUAAUGUUUAAUUUGAAUGAGUGCAACUCAGGUGUGCAAUAACUCUUAAUGUUCUAGAGGGGCUUGAUUACUUAAAAUGUAACAUAAUGAUGUGGAAACAGAACUCGCAGCUUUCUAAGCUUCUGGAAACAAAUGUGAGUGUGGCAUGCUGUGUCAUUAGCAUUGCCCUGUGAUAUUUCAUACUGUAUUUACCUAAUAAUGUUUCUAUUUGUUUACCAGGGAGGGUUCUGGUCCCAAGACCCCUUUCUUGCACAACAUGGGCCAGAAGGCCAGUGAAGUACAAUGCAAAUAAAAACAUUACAGUAAAUUAGAAUAGGUUGAAAUACAAACAGCAAUUACAAACUAUCUAAGAUAGUGACACUUUUUACAUUAGCUGCAAAAGUUGAAUACAAACUGUAGUCAAUAUAAUUGUGGUAGAAGUAUAAAAGGAUAUAAUUCAUGAGCAUUGCAAAAGUAAGGUUUGGUCUAUAGGGUGGUAGUCUUAAGGUGUUAGUUAAAGUGACUAGGAGUAAAAAAAUAAGAAAAGCAGGAAACAGAACAGUUUUACCUGAAAUACUAAAAUACAAAUGUAAGGCUGAGGAAAAAAAAAAGAGUAAUAUGUAUUAUUUCAAAGCAUCAGGAACUAGCAGGCAAUAACAGAUAUGCUGUACAGUGGAAAAGCUGUAGCUGCCACAUAAAUAAAGGGUCCAGUUUUAUAUUAAGAGCAUGAAAGUGCUAUUUAAUGAGUUUUACAGAAUAACUAUUCAGGCAAUAGCAGUGCUUCAUUGCUAUAUUAAAAGGACAUUGUCACUAUGUCUACAGCAAAGAAAGAGUUAUCCUACAGGCUAUUAUUAGGUUAAAUGCUGCUGUUUCUAUGCAUGCUUUUGUGUGGGUGUGGGUGUCUGUGUGUGUGUCCAUGUUACACAUACACAUAUAUUAACACACACACAAAACCAGAAAGGAAAAUACAUGAUGGCAUUCUGAAUUUGGUAAUUUGAUUAGAAUGACCUGCAAGUUAUAAUUACCUGAGUAAUCCAUCAUUUGGUCUCUAGGAUGGUUGUGUUAAGGUGUUAGUGAAAGUGGCUAGGGGGUCAGAGGGAGUUAAAGCUGGAUCUGAAUAUUCACAGCACGUUUAUUGUAUUAUUGUUGUCUCUAUAAUUUUUGAUGUAGACUUGCUCUGUGUAAUUUUCUGUGAAGAAGGGGUAUAACUUUUACACGAUUUUCAAUGAAAAAUGUGACCUAAACUUGAUGUAAUGUGUGGAUGUGUCAUAGCUGCUAACUACACAUUUUGUAGAAAGAAAAAAAAACUAACUUGUUUUACAACAAUGCAGAACUCUAUGAUUGGUCAAAGGUUUAACUAAAAUCGCACAAUAGUGUAUGAAAAACAGUGAUAUCAAUUUCAAAAAUCAUUAAAAAGAAGUAAUUAUUCAUUGCUA